AUGCGACUGUUUGCGCUGGUGUGCCUUUUAUCUGCGGUGUUCGCGUCAAAGAGUAAUGUAGAAGUUACGAAAAAUUACCACACAGAGAUUGGCAUACCGUUGGCCAGUAGGAUCAAAGCGGCCGAAGAUGAAUUUUUUGCUGGACUGGGGAACAACGCGAAUAGGAUUGUUGGCGGCUGGGAAGCUCCACGUUAUGCACACCCGUACAUGGCCGGCCUAGUCAUCACAUUCAUAAAUACCCCUGGAACAUCAGCCUGUGGAUCCUCACUUAUUUCAGCCAACCGGGUAGUUACCGCCGCCCACUGUUGGGCCAGCGGAAGGUUACAAGCUAGACAGUUCAUCGUGGUACUGGGAUCGCACUUCCUGUUCACUGGAGGCACUAGGAUCCCAACCGACCAUGUUGUGAUGCACCCUGGAUGGGAUGUACAGAUGGCAUCUUUGAUUAACGAUGUAGCUGUUAUUUACUUACCUUAUCCAGUUGAAUUUACGCAGGCGAUUCAGCCGGUGAGUUUACCACACAACAGCUUGUGGGAUUCCUUUGUGGGUCAAAUGGCAACAGCGGCUGGAUUCGGAAAAACAAGCGAUUCGCAAACCGGCGUGUCGGUGAACUCGUUCGUGAGUCAGGUGAACGUGCAGAUCAUCUCAGUGGCCCAGUGCCAACGGGUUUUCGGCACUAACCACGUGCGACACAGCACCAUUUGCACGGACGGUGAUGGCGGCAUUGGGAUAUGCGGCGGAGACUCCGGCGGGCCGCUCGUUGUUAUACGCAAUCAUGAACACAUCUUGGUUGGUAUUAGCUCUUUUGUCGCUGGGUCUGGUUGCGAGCUCGGCUUCCCGUCUGCCUUCGCCAGAGUUACCAGUUUCUACAACUUCAUCUUGCAGAACAUGUAG
This is a messenger RNA of Pararge aegeria (speckled wood butterfly), 891 nucleotides long. Its product is annotated as brachyurin-like. Bases 1 to 891 code for a protein of 296 amino acids. Lineage: Eukaryota; Metazoa; Arthropoda; Insecta; Lepidoptera; Nymphalidae. Gene Ontology annotation, molecular function: serine-type endopeptidase activity. The transcript is spliced from 5 exons. Gene Ontology annotation, biological process: proteolysis. The record is from RefSeq and is a predicted model, not a curated record.